Protopolystoma xenopodis is the source of this 402-nucleotide messenger RNA. The record is from the annotation of a GenBank genome assembly. NCBI's taxonomy places the organism in Eukaryota, Metazoa, Platyhelminthes, Monogenea, Polystomatidea, Polystomatidae.
AUAUAUUGCCACUUAACUCAUUAUAAUUGUCCAAAGGAACAGAAGCUUAUAAUUAGAAUUAUUUUAAUUGUGCCUGCAUAUUCUGUCUAUUCAUUUGUCAGCAUUUUGCUUGUUGUACAUGCAAGAAUUGCAGGAAGUUACAUAGAACCAGUUCAUGAUGUUGCCGAAGCCUUUGCAAUAUAUUGUUUUCUUGCACUUUGCUAUCAAUAUUUGGGAGGGGAGGGAAAUAUAAUGUCUGAACUCAGAGGAAAAAUAUUAGGGUUGGUCUUGUUAUUUUAUGAAAUACCAGGUGUAACAUAUUUUAUGGAACUUGCUGUUUUGCCGGAAAGCCGUACACUAUUUUGUUCUUGCGCUUUUGUAAAGUGGUAUGAUCUAAUUUAUGUAUCUGCUCUUGUUUAUUGA